Molecule: messenger RNA, 2492 nt
Organism: Beta vulgaris subsp. vulgaris (sugar beet)
Lineage: Eukaryota; Viridiplantae; Streptophyta; Magnoliopsida; Caryophyllales; Amaranthaceae
Product: F-box/kelch-repeat protein At1g55270
Exons: 2
Coding region: 584-1897 (437 amino acids)
Molecular function (GO): protein binding
Source: RefSeq, a predicted model, not a curated record
CAUGACAUGACAAAAAAUGUCGUCCAUUUUCACUUCUGGUAGUAGUUGGAGUAGAGGAGGAGAUUAUUUAGAUCUCAUUAAUUAAAUCCCUAGUAUACUACUACUUCUUCUGUUAUAAUUUACUCAUUUCAUUUACAACUAUUCAAACUUUGCAUUCAAAUAAAUAGCACCCUAAUUAAUACUUUCUCUAACUCUUCACCUUUUUUUCCACAAACCAAAGAAAUAAAUGUCAAGUUUUUUGGUGAAAUUUGUGAUGUAGAAUUGUUGAUCCCAGCUGUAACACUAUCUUUCUUCAGUUUAUGCAUUUUACCCACUUUUUUUCUGGAGAAAGAAAACCAUUUUUCACGUUUUUUAAGCUUUGUUAUAAGUUAUAACCAGCUUAAAACCCUUGAAUCUGCAAAAAAGAAGGAAACUUUGAGCUUAGAAUUUUCAAUUUGUACAAGUUUUGUGAUAUUUAAGCUUUUGGGUUGGAUCAGAUUUAUACUUUUAAGCUGAAAUUAUACUCGAUCUGCAAAGAUUAAUUAUGGGUUUUUAAGUUAGCAAAUUUCCCAUUUAUGAUUUUUUGGUUCUAAAUUCUGGGUCAAUGGAACGAGGUGCAGAAGCGUCACCAAAUGCACAGAGGGGUUUUCGUCUUCAAGCUCCUUUGGUUGAUUCUGUCUCAUGCUACUGCAAGGUAGAUGCUGGUUUAAAAACGGUUGUUGGUGCAAGAAGAUUCGUUCCAGGUUCAAAGAUCUGUAUCCAGCCAGAUAUAAAUCCUCGUGCCCACAAGACAAAGAACUCCCGCAGGGAGAGGACCCGUAUCCAGCCACCUCUCUUGCCUGGCCUCCCCGAUGAUCUUGCCAUUGCUUGUCUCAUCCGAGUCCCCCGAGUAGAGCAUCGAAAGCUCCGCCUAGUUUGCAAAAGAUGGCAUCGACUCCUCGCUGGAAACUACUACUACUCUCUCAGGAAAAAUCUCGGAAUGGCAGAAGAGUGGGUAUAUGUCAUGAAGAGGGACCGGGAUGGGAAAAUCUCAUGGCAUGCAUUUGAUCCUACUUAUCAGGUCUGGCAACCACUUCCUCCUGUUCCUGUAGAGUAUUCUGAAGCCAGAGGAUUUGGAUGUGCUGUUCUAAGUGGCUGCCACCUGUACUUGUUUGGAGGUGAAGAUCCACUUAGGGGUUCCAUGAGACGUGUUGUAUUCUAUAGUGCAAGGACAAAUAAAUGGCACCCAGCACCAAGCAUGCUUCGGAGACGCCAUUGUUUUGGUUCUUGCGUCAUAGAUAACUGUCUUUAUGUGGCUGGUGGUGAAUGUGAAGGAAUCCAACGGGCUCUCCGUUCAGCCGAGAUUUAUGAUCCGAACAGGAACAGGUGGAGUUCCGUCACAGAUAUGAGCUCCGGAAUGGUCCCUUUCAUUGGAGUGGUGUACAAUGGAAAAUGGUAUUUAAAGGGACUAGGCUCUCAACGUCAGGUAAUGAGUGAGGCUUAUGAUCCAGAGACCAACACAUGGAACACAGUGAAUGAUGGGAUGGUUGCAAGUUGGAGAAAUCCAAGCACCACCAUCAAUGGUCAACUAUAUUCCAUAGAUUGCAGGGAUGGUUGCAAGCUUAGAGUGUAUGAUGAACCAAGUGAUUCCUGGAUCAAAUUUAUAGAUAGCAAAGUCCACCUUGGGAGUUCCCGGGCUCUGGAGGCUGCUGCACUUCUUCCUCUUAAUGGUAAGCUUUGCAUUAUUCGUAACAACAUGAGUAUUAGUCUGGUUGAUGUCACGAGCCCUGAUAAACUCGUGGAGAGUAAUCCACAUUUAUGGGAGAAUGUUGGUGGGAAAGGUCAUUUCAGGACAAUGGUCACUAAUCUAUUGUCGAGCAUAGCAGGCAGAAGUGGUUUAAAGAGUCAUAUUGUGCACUGUCAGGUUCUUCAAGCAUGAGAAUCAACGGAUGACUCUUAUACUCUUGCUUCUGGUAUCAGAAUUCAUCCAUGUUAUAUCCAGAAAGGUUUCAUAACAUGCAAGCCAUUAUAUGCUCAUGAGAAUUCUAUUCUCAAAUUCAUUCGAGGUUCUUUCAGCUUCAGAACCCAAUUCUUUUGUUGCUCAUCCAAUCAGAUGGAGAUUCUUUCCAGAAUCUGAUGGCUGUUUCAUUUGCCUUCACAUUGUAUAUUGUUCCAAAUUGUGAAGAUAAUUGUUACAUUCGGCCAGCAUUGAAGAAAGUAGAACAGCACCUUUGUGUUUUUUCGUGUUAGUGUUUCAUGUCGCUCGCUGUGAAGAGUUGAUUUUGCACCUGAUGGCGUCAUCAGUGUCUAUUUGUGGAGGUAGUUUUUGGUUUCGAACGGAUAUGUAAAUCCCGUAGGCUAGAAUCUGCAGUUGUUUGCAGAAUUCUUAGACUUGGUCUCUGUAGCAGUACAUGAAAGAAUACAUGCAGUAAUCUGCAGAUGCUUUUUUGUGAAUACCAUGUUGAAUUGCUCAAAACUAGACUCUUCUUUUUAAAUAUUUGUCAUGAUAAAUAAUACUGCAUGGUUUUAUAGCA